This is a messenger RNA of Pseudomassariella vexata, 435 nucleotides long. RefSeq lists its product as uncharacterized. The transcript has 2 exons. Bases 1 to 435 code for a protein of 144 amino acids. The record is from RefSeq and is a predicted model, not a curated record. NCBI's taxonomy places the organism in Eukaryota, Fungi, Ascomycota, Sordariomycetes, Amphisphaeriales, Pseudomassariaceae.
AUGGCAAUACCACUACCAAGUCCCCAGGAUGAUCAGCAAAUGGUAUGUCUAGUCGAGGGACUAAGUCCAGAAACGGUCAAAAUGCUUGGAUCGCACAUCGGGAUCCAUCCAGCAUCCUUUGUGGAACUUGAACGAGUUAGUAUCCCCAACAACCGGCCUUUUAGGCAAAGCGAUGCGGUGCUUCUUUCCGGUUUCCUAAGCCAUCUUGCUCACUUCACAUUGAGGUGCUUUGAGCCGUGUUUCGUUGACAUGCGGUAUUGGAAUUUCGCAUGUGCCGCAACAGAACCGGACGCCAUACAGGGCCCCCGCGGCUCCGGGGAGGGUUUCUCUCUGUCGGUAAGACAAACAAACCCGCUAGCAAAAGAUGCAGGCGUAGUGCUGUACGACCCCCUUAUCAUCACAAUCCGCACCAAGAAGCCCAUCGGUCCCCUGUAA